This is a messenger RNA of Pleurotus ostreatus (oyster mushroom), 558 nucleotides long. RefSeq lists its product as uncharacterized. The transcript has 3 exons. Lineage: Eukaryota; Fungi; Basidiomycota; Agaricomycetes; Agaricales; Pleurotaceae. The coding region runs from base 1 to 558 and encodes 185 amino acids. The record is from RefSeq and is a predicted model, not a curated record.
AUGGCUGCUCAAGUUCGCCGGUUCGCUGCUGGCCUUGGUGAGGCCUCUAGGGCGUACAAAGAAACUUGGGACAGAUGCGUACACAUUGAACUUCAAAAAGUACCAUCGACGACCACACCGAAAGACAUCCGCAGGGCCCUUGGCCAUGCUCGGCUACAGGGUGUCUCAGAUGUUGCAAUAAUAUACCGCGGUUUCCGUCCCACCAAUCGCGCCCUCCUCACCCUCGUUCACAACAGUUACCUCCGCCAGAACUUGAAAGCCCUCGAGAAGCUGACAUUGGUUGGCCUACCAAUCGAUUCCGAGCCUGUACUUUUGUCGUCAUCAGAAGCACAAGAGUCACAGGCGAGGCAGCGAGGCAGCAAAGGGCGAACGGACGCGGCUGAACGGGGAGCUGUCACUGGAGACGGCCCAAAUGGUGGUGUUCCAAAUAACGGAAAGAAUGUGGUUGUCUGGGGCCUUCCUCUAAGAAUCCACAGCGACAUUUUCCGGGAGCUUCUAACAGGUUUCAAACUUGCUGAAUUGGAUCAAGGUCCAGACAUAAUGAGGGUUCACUCGUAA